This is a messenger RNA of Notolabrus celidotus (New Zealand spotty), 1181 nucleotides long. RefSeq names its product transcription factor HES-5-like. Gene Ontology annotation, molecular function: protein dimerization activity; DNA-binding transcription factor activity, RNA polymerase II-specific; RNA polymerase II cis-regulatory region sequence-specific DNA binding. Bases 397 to 876 code for a protein of 159 amino acids. Lineage: Eukaryota; Metazoa; Chordata; Actinopteri; Labriformes; Labridae. The record is from RefSeq and is a predicted model, not a curated record. Gene Ontology annotation, cellular component: nucleus. The transcript has 2 exons. Gene Ontology annotation, biological process: regulation of transcription by RNA polymerase II; anterior/posterior pattern specification; regulation of neurogenesis.
GUCACCUCGUGCCCGCCGUCACGUGACCCACCUUGAACCACAUGAAGCCUCCUCCUGUGAUUUUCUGUCAUUCUGUUUGUGUCUGAGCGUGGACAGCCUUUGAUGUUUCCGUCACGGGCUGAGAACGUCAGGUGGGAGGUGUGACAGCACGUGACAGCCGCGGCACACUUCUGAACACAGAGAGGAGGAGGAGGAGGAGGAGGAGGAGGAGGAAGUGCAGGAGGUGUCACAGACAGGACGCUGUCUGUAGUCUGACUUUAUGACUUUAUUGCAGCAGACUGUGGGAAAGUCUCAGGUGUGAGGAGUCCACGCGGACCGGAGCUCCACUCAGGAGUAUAAAUAAGCCUGACACGAGGACCCGAGACAACAGAGAACCGCUGAGACUGAGACUGAACGAUGGCUCCUGUGACCCAGAGCAGACCUGAAGAGAAACCUGUGGACCCCAACAGCUCCAACAAGCUGCGCAAGCUCAUGGCAGAGAAGGUGCGGAGGGACCGGAUCAAUCAAAGCAUCGAGCAGCUCAGAGCGCUCCUGAACCCGGCGUCCCCUCCCGGUGCUCAGACCCCCUCCCGGCUAGAGAAGGCGGACAUCCUGGAGCUGGCGGUGGGCCUCCUGAGGCGGCGCGCUCUGGCCCGCGUGGCCCCCAGCUACUCCCAGGGCUUCUCCCAGUGUCUGCAGGAGACCCUACGCCACCUGUCGCUCCACGCGCCGCUGCAGCCCGCAGAGAGGGAGGAGAUCAAGCGCUUCUACGUCCUGCAGAGAGCCGCGCUGCAGCGGCACGUGUGCGGGGAGCAGAGGCGGCGGAGCUUGGCGCGGAAGCGGUCAUCCUCGCGCUCCUCCGCGCGGAGUCACAGCGCUCUGUGGAGGCCAUGGUAGCUCGGACAUCUCUGAUCCAUGUUCAUAUUCUUAUUCUAAAGACAAGCUUACAAGAUGCACGCGCACCGUGGUGGACACGCGCCUCUAUGCCGCAGUGACGCACAUUGUGCGCGUGAGUGUGGAGCUGUGAAGUGUUAAGUUGUGCAACAUUUGCACAUGUUUCUAACGUGUCAUUAGUUUCUACUGUGUAGACAAACCGAGAGAACUCAGGCCUUCUGUGAAGGCUGCACGUGCUUCUCCAACUGUGUUAUUGAUCUGUUUUAUCGUGACGUCCUCGAUUCAAUAAAUAUUAUACAUAUUUUUAA